Molecule: messenger RNA, 873 nt
Organism: Fusarium falciforme
Lineage: Eukaryota; Fungi; Ascomycota; Sordariomycetes; Hypocreales; Nectriaceae
Exons: 2
Coding region: 1-873 (290 amino acids)
Source: RefSeq, a predicted model, not a curated record
AUGAGCAUGCUUGGCAACAAUGAGGACUGGGUCAAAUACGUCUACGGGUUCCCGCAAAUGAUGCUCAAGGCUGGUACAUACCCCCCAUUCGUACAUCCAACAGUAUAUCGAUGCUCCGAGGGAGAAGUCUUGGAAGCGUUGGCCAUCGCAUUUUGCUGCUUAGGAUCAUACAACGCCGCCAUGAACAGCAGCCAGCAUUUUGCACAUUCGCUCAUUAACAAGGAGCGUGAUCAGCUCGUCAAAGACUUUGUAAGUUCAUCCUGCAUCUUUGUUAGAAUUGCAUCGGUGCACGCAAUGUGUGUCUAUCAAAUCGUUAGCUUCUUUGGUCCAGGUCUAGAGCAAGCCCGAAAUGCCCAGUUACAACAACCAUGGCUACUAAAGGUAUUUGGCUCUAUUUCUGAAGAUCUCUGGUCGGGUGAAGCUCACGCUCGGCAGAUGACAAGACACCUCGCUCGACUUCAUACCCAGAGCACCGAUCUCUCCGAGCAGACUUGGUGGGAACCUUGGGCUUUGGGUGAAACUAUCAGACGAACAAUUUUGCUGGUCAACACCAUCAACUGCUUGUCGUGCCGAGUUGGUAGGCAAGAUCCCUACUUGUACGAGCCUCUUGACGAGAACCUCGUUUCGAACCUACCGCUGCCCGCACCCACGGCCUUGUGGAGAGCAAAGUCUGUCACAGAAUGGGAGACUCAAAGACUUUUGAUGGCGGAUCCUGACUUUGAAGCAUCACGGAUUACACUCGGGGAGACAUUCACUUCACUGUUGCAGGCGUCUCGAGCCAACAGUCUGAGCUGGGAUGGGCUGGACCAGUAUACGCGACUUGUGUUGGGUACUCUCCGCUUCAAUGCGGAUGAUCAGGUGGCUUUGGCAUGA